AUGGAUUACCAAUCCUUAACUUCGAUUGAGAGUACAAACCAAGAUGAAUUUGUUGAAAAUAAGGGACAAACACUUGAGUACAUGAAGUUCUUUCCAACAUUCAUGAAUAUUCUCAAUACAUUAACUGGUGCAGAAGUUUUGAGUGUCAGUAAUUCAAUGACACUUAUCGGAUUUGUUUACUCGAUUAUUCUCAUGGUAUUCACAACAAUAUUAUCUUACUUGGGAACUAUUGUUGUUCUUAAAAUCAGAGCCAAAGUUGAUGCAGAAAGUAUUAACGAAUUAGCGACCAAAAUUUGCGGAAACUGGGGUGGAUAUGUAUACUCAAUCUUAACCCUUUGCUUUACAUACAGUUGCCAAAUUGCUUAUUUGUUCAUUGGUGCUGAAUCUGUUCUGAACUGGGCAGAUCUCAUUGGAAUGCAUUCUUGGCAACAUGGCAUUAAAAGAUCACUUGUUGUAAUGAUCUAUGCUAUCUGUCUUCCAGUUUUACUUACAUUUCCAAAAGAAUUGAAGAUUUUGAGUAUUGUUUCAACAUCUGCAAUUCUUUGCCAGGUACUCUAUGUUAGUGGAAUGAUUUACGAAGCUAUUAGAUACAUUCCUUCCCAAGGAAUUAAUCCAACAUGCGAAAGAUUCAAAUUUGGCCUUGAAUUCUUCAAUGCUUUCGCCAUUUACUCAAUGCUCUAUGCCUUCCCAUCUGUUUUCUUACCACUUGUAAGAAAUUAUAAUCCAGAUAUCAGAUCGAGAUACAGAUUAAUUGGAGCAUCAUUUGUUGGAUGCUUUACAUUGACAAUUAUUCCUGGCGUUAUUGGUUAUUUGAUUUUUGGCGUUGAUACCAAUCAAAUCGUCAUUUCUUCUUUUGAUUCUCAUGAUAUCUUUAUGCAAAUUGUCAGAGUAGGUUUCUUCAUUGUCGUUAAUGCCUCAUUUGCUGUUAAUGGCAUCAAUGUCAUCCAAGAUAUAUGUAGUUUGGUAUUCAAAGAGCAGAAUCCUGCCAAAUUAGCUUUUGUCAAGAGAGUUGCAGUUCUUUUAAUAACCAACGUUCCUCCUGUUCUUAUUUCAAUGUUCCUUCCAGAAAUUAGACCAGUUUUCGAAGUUGGUGGCGCCUUCGGAGGAUGUCUCUCUAAUUUCUUCGUUCCUCCUCUUCUAUAUAUCAUUCUUCACAAGAAGAAUGGCUGGUCAUUUACAAAUAUUUUAAUGGGAUUAUUCUCACUGUUUGGCCUUAUUUCAGCUGGUAUUGCAACAUACCAGGCUGUUAUUGAUGCAAUGGAUCCAAACAAUUAA
Molecule: messenger RNA, 1275 nt
Organism: Trichomonas vaginalis G3
Lineage: Eukaryota; Parabasalia; Trichomonadida; Trichomonadidae
Product: amino acid transmembrane transporter protein
Exons: 1
Coding region: 1-1275 (424 amino acids)
Biological process (GO): amino acid transmembrane transport
Molecular function (GO): amino acid transmembrane transporter activity
Source: RefSeq, a predicted model, not a curated record